Messenger RNA from Sinocyclocheilus anshuiensis, 3063 nucleotides. It is a transcript of the gene mcph1, whose product is annotated as microcephalin 1. The record is from RefSeq and is a predicted model, not a curated record. Gene Ontology annotation, molecular function: zinc ion binding; ubiquitin-protein transferase activity; DNA binding. Gene Ontology annotation, biological process: DNA repair; mitotic cell cycle. The transcript is spliced from 14 exons. Gene Ontology annotation, cellular component: nucleus. Lineage: Eukaryota; Metazoa; Chordata; Actinopteri; Cypriniformes; Cyprinidae. The coding region runs from base 169 to 2463 and encodes 764 amino acids.
AGGAGCCAUUACCGCGAAAACACGUUUUUUACAGUUGUGAAUGGUCAAAUGAAAACAGUGUGUAUCAACUGCACGAUGUACAUAUAUAUAAAAACAAACAAGGAUAGAUUUUUUUCGCAAUAUUGAUGUGUUGUUCUUUGGUUAAGAAGGAGACCUUUAGGAUCAACUAUGACAGGAAAAAACACUUCCACUGGGUUUCUCAAAGAUGUGGUGGCGUAUGUUGAUGUGUGGUCUGCCAGCAGAAUGGAGGAUUACUCUGAUCCAUUCAUUCAGCAGCUGCAGGACAUGGGUGCAGAGGUAUCUAAGACACUCAACAAACAAGUGACCCACGUAGUCUUCAAACAUGGCCGCCCGUCCACAUGGAAGAAAGCCCAGAAAAUGGGUGUGAGGAUUGUUUCUGUCCACUGGGUAGCAAGAUGUAAAGAGAGUAAUGAACGUGUAGAUGAAAAUCUUUUUCCUGCUCAAAAUGAAGAGUCCAAACUUCUUCAUCGAAAUAAAAGAACACACCGUUGCAUGCAACCUAGAGAUAUUCCUAUAAAGACCCCUGAGAAUGACAGGCGGCUGAAGAAAAAAUUAGACAAGAUGAUGGAAGGCCUGAUCUCCUCAUCCCCCAUUGUUUCCGACACAUCACCAUUUGUUAUUGAUGAGGAAAAUGGAGUAGUGUACAGUCCCUCUUUAAAACGCUCUGACAGCAUGGCUCAGCGACUGAGAGAAAUGAGAGCUCAACGUGAACAUCUCUCACCCACUGCCUCACAGAUGCUGGAUAGUGCCUCAGAAUGUAAUUCACCUUUGAGACCACCUCUUGGGGAAUCACCAACUCUGUCUUUCUUGCAACAACUAGAGGAAGAGCCUUUGGAUUGCUUCUCAACCUCUCACUAUCAUUCCUCCAAGAAAAGAGAUGAACAAGAAAAACAGAACUGUAAUAAAAAGUUAACAAUGAAAAUGACAAGUAAAGCAAAAAAACAAACACCUCCUGAAUCAGACACAGCCAUGGUUAUGUGUAAUCUGGCUGGUGUUGAAACACAUAGUAAAGUCUCACCUAUAUUUUCCCGAUCAAGAAGGUCUUCAGUGAACAACAUUGGAGGAAAGAAACAGUCCACUUUAGAGAGUUACAUUGAUAAUACCUGUUCUGAAAGAAAACAAAGCUCACACCUCAAACCACAAACUGAAAACAGUGGUAUAUCUACAGAGUUAUCUGGCAGCCCUGAAAGACCUGAAAGUUCCUUGCCUGAAAGCCUGACAAAAACCAAUCACAAAAACAGCAAAAGUAUACAGCAAUCCAAUGAUCUGCAGACCAACUCCAAGCGUUUAUAUUCCAAGAAGCAAACUUCAUCAGGCAGUUGUUUUACAGAAAUUGAAAGUGAUGGAUCGGUAACUCCCAAGCCUGUUCGUAAAUUUCAACAUCAAACUUCUGCUGUUUUGUGUUCUGCUGACUCGGUUGCUGAUGUUCCUAAUAGAGAUGUUGUGGAUGGUGAAGUGUUUGAAGACUACUUCUUACCAGCCAACAAUGCCCUUAAACAAAAGGUCAUUUUAUUUGGGUCGACCUCAGAAAGAUUGCACAUGCCCGCUUUUGACCUGGAGGACUCAAACAAGAGGAAGGGCAAGAGAUCACUUGGUAAAAAGCGAAAACAUGAAAAUAUUGACAUUAAAGACUUGUUGGUUGGCUCAUCAGGCCCUGCUCCUGAGACACAUGAAUCAAGGCCUGAAUGUUUGUCUGUGGCGACAUGUGAGUUGCCCAGGUUUGAAGAAAUAAAACUUGAGGCAUCGGCAAAGAAACAGAAGACACAAACUAGGUUAAGCUCUGCUGUUCUUUCUGAAGGGAAGUAUAAAAGCUCAAUUGAGCUCAGUCCUGCUAAUGAAAAGAAGACUUCAACGGCUACUUCUCCAGUGUCAUCCUCAGCGGUUAAUGUGAAUCCACAAAUACAGAACUGUCUUGAAACUGCCCCUGACCCCAAACAUGCCAUUGAAAAGAGACCGAUGGGUUUAAAAAUUGUAGGCAAAGAAAAUGAAAGGGCAACUGAUGGGAGCAUUGAGAGAAGUCCUGAAAUGAGUAGCAAACCAAGACACAUGAAAAAGGACAAGUUCAUGAAGAAAAAUAGAUCCUUGGUAAUGACAAGCAUGCCCACUGAGAAGCAGGAGGUAGUCUUCCAGCUGGUCAGAAAUCUGGGUGGUUUUACAGUGGUUGAUAAUGUGUGUGAAAGCACCACUCAUGUGGUGUCCGGCAGCCCACGACGGACCCUUAAUAUCUUGUUAGGCAUUGCACGUGGCUGCUGGAUCCUCUCCUUUGAAUGGGUCCUGUGGUGUUUGGAGCACAGGCAGUGGGUUCCUGAAGAGCCUUAUGAGCUGUCUGAUCAUUUCCCUGCUGCACCUAGGUCUGGAUGUUGCAAGAAUAAAGCCACUGAGUCUCAGUGUCUACAUCCAGUUGAUUCUCCUUUUCCAGGAUUGUGCUCCCACUGUGUGUGAGCUUCGCUUAUAUGCCAUCAAGAGUAGGAGGAGGAGACAGUGUCACAGAAGCACUAAUAGAGUAUCACUUGCUCCCAGGCUGCUUGUACUCAUCCCUCAUCAGUCUAACAGGCUGUUUUCUUAACAGAGUCCUCUGUGAAAGGACUGCGACUCCUCCCAUGAUCCGUGGCCUCUGUUUGAAAAGCACUGCUUAGAUAGAGGAGCAUAAAGAACUCUCCAGCCAGACAGGAUCUCUAAUUAAACUCUUCCUGCUGGAUGCUCCUUCUUGCCUGUAUCUGCUCCAAUGAAAGCCAAGACAGUGGGUCCCACCAGUGGGAGAGGACGAGGACGCAAUGGUUGUAUUUGUUUUUUUCUUAGAGGGCUGCUACAGAAAAAAGGCAACUCAGGAUGCAGCUGUAUAAUUCAAGUAAUGCAAUUUCAGCAGUGUCCAAGUCACACCAUAUGACCACGUCCAGAUGUGUGUUUUGCUGUGCUUUUGUCCUUCUACAUUCUCUUCUUCAAAGCUCUGGUCCCCCUGAAUGUUUAAAGAGAGAUAAAGAGGUUGGUCUUUCUGUUGUCACUCACACUAUAAUUUCUAGACCAUAAUUUCCUGCCCUAGAU